This is a messenger RNA of Monosiga brevicollis MX1, 4907 nucleotides long. RefSeq lists its product as uncharacterized. Gene Ontology annotation, biological process: regulation of transcription by RNA polymerase II; negative regulation of DNA-templated transcription. The coding region runs from base 261 to 4907 and encodes 1548 amino acids. Gene Ontology annotation, molecular function: transcription corepressor activity. Gene Ontology annotation, cellular component: transcription regulator complex; histone deacetylase complex. Lineage: Eukaryota; Choanoflagellata; Craspedida; Salpingoecidae. The transcript is spliced from 11 exons. The record is from RefSeq and is a predicted model, not a curated record.
GUCGCAGCUCAGGACCCACGAGGCAGUCGGCACAGGGAACUCGUGCGAGGGUGGCGUGCACGGCAGUGGAUGCCGCGGACGUUGUUGUUGGAUGGGGCUGCCAAGCGUGAGAGCCGAUGAUGGCAGAUUGUUUUUCGGUCAAGACGUUGUUUAUGUGGCUUUUGAGAUUGAGAUUGAGGGGCGUGUCCCAGCAAGCGUGGCAACCUUGGCCUUGAAGGGCGGGGUAGUCCUGAAGCGAGUGGUAGCCGCUGACCGGUCAGAUGACGACGCGCAACUCGCUGCUGGCGGUGUUUCUCUUUGGGGUCGUGGUGCUGUUGCUGAUGCAGUUUUGGCUUGAACCACGCCCAGUGUCUCCUUCUCGCGAUCGUCUCUUCGAGCCCAGGAUGCGUGCCCGGGCGAGCAUUUGGCGCCGCUGCACGCAAGAAGAGGUGUCCCUUCCCUUUGCUCGCAAGCUCAAGUUUGCCUACGUUGAUAUUUGCAUGCCGCCGGGGGCCAAUAGCACCGCUUUCGGGUCGUGGCAUGUCUUCAAGGCCGGUGGUAGCACGGCGAGCCAGAUGAUCACCCGGGCCUGCGACUGCAUCAACGGUACCAUCGUGGAGAACUUUCGAUAUCGGAAUCAGGGAGAGAUGGAAGAAAGACUUGGGCACCAUCCCAUGGAGUUUUUUGCCGCGAUUCGAGAUCCCGUGGCGCGAUUUUUAUCGGCGUAUGGUGAAGCCUUUCGCAGAGGCUCAUUGACCAAGUAUGACGAUGUGACGGCAUUGCUGGCCGAGCAGAGUGUCAAGCCGGACAAGUUUACUCUGUUGGAGAAGAUUCUAGACCUGUUCUCAACGGCCGAGCAACUCGCGGCUGUGAACGAUCACUUUCUUCCAACCGUUGAGUUUCUGUCAUAUGCACAGCCACGGCAGCCACCGCCUCCUUCGUUGCGCUUUGCGCUCGACUUGACCAAGCCCAAUGCCACCCUGAAGCUGUGGGACUUUCUCUCGGCGCGGUAUGACCUGAAUCGUUCGGGCACGUGUGCGACGCCAAGUCCGGCCGAGUUGCACGACCGGCACCGCGACGAGAGCUAUUUGACGGCAUGUCAUCCCAGUGAUCGCGGCGCGUGCAUUGCUGAAGAGUUUCACAAGUUUGCGCCACUCUUUAUCAUCCGGGCCGAUGAGCUACCGGAGCGGCUCGUCGGGCGCAUUCGGACCAUCUACGCCAAGGAUGAGAGCUGUUACCAAGAAAGCGAGCUGAUGGCGCUUCACAUGCCGCAUUUCGCUCGAAUCUGGUCGGUUGGACCUGAGGCGCUUGCGAGGAUAUGCCUGGGGCUGCGCAUCAUCACCAUCAUCAUCAUCAUCAUCAUCAUCGUCAUCAUCAUCAUCAUCAUCAUCAUUAUUACCAUCCAUGUAUUUGUAUGCCGGGGCAGUGUUGACGUCAAUGCCAUGGCGGCUGCCCUCUCGGCACAGCAGCAAGUGCGUCAGGAUCCGCUCGUCGCAGCCGCUGCUGCAGCGGCUGCACAUGUGGGCAACGGGUUGUCUGUUGCUUCUGAUGAAGCUGCUUCCACGGCGGCGGCGGUGGAUACCUCGACCUCCAUCGUCCCCGCUACCGUUUGCGAGCACAUCGCCCCUGCGACCGACGCCAGUCAUGCGGGUGCCAUGAACAUGACGUCGUCCACACAUCCCUCAGGCAUGGCCCCUGUACUCAAGGAUCAACCUUCCCAGGAUGGGGCUGCAAUGGCCAUGGAUACAACCAUGGAUGCCUCAGACGGUGCCAUCCACGACACCACCACAACGACGACCACCACCACCACCAAUUCGGGUUCUCCGGCCGAUAACCACACCAAUCCGCAGAUUGCUGCUGGCUUCGAUGGUCACCCACCUGCCGUGACCGCCGCCGAUGGCCCUGUCCACACAACCGCCAUGGAUGUAGACGGCGCCAGCCAACAAACGGGCGAUUCUGCUCCUUUGAAUCCCGCGCCCACAGAGCUCAUUCAGAGCUCUCCCGCUGCCGUCAAAGCAGAACCGACCGCCGUUUCCCCAGCUCGUGCCCCACCCGCUUUGGAUAACACCACACCGGCCCCAAUCAAGACCGAGACCGAAGAUGUCGCUGGCGGUGGCACCAGCCAUCAAGACAACGUGGCCGAGUCAGCGCCUUUUGUCAUCGAGACCCCACCCCCCGUCACCCUCGAUCUCUCCCCAGAACAAGUGGAAGAACGUUGUCGACUACACAAACAAUUCCUCGAUCUGGCUGGCUCCACAACUGAGGCAAACUGCUUUCCCGGCGUUAACGUCUGGGCGCUCAUGCAGACCUAUCGCCCCUGGCCCAGCCAUGUCUGUUCUUGUAUUUCCCCCUUUCUCUCACGCCGGCCCUCUGCACACCAUCUCUUUCGACUCUCACCACCACACCAACACAUUUGCUCCUGCCGUUUGUUCGUCGCACCCUUUGCUCAGAUGAAGCGCCGCCGCAAAAGCAACAAAAAGUCUACGGCCGAUAAUGCUGUCGUUCUUUUUUACGGACCCGAGGACGAAGAGCCUACAGCGUCAAUUGUCACCCUUGUCCUGUACGUCACUUGCUUGACCAACACAUGCGCCGCUUCAUUUCGCGUCCUCACCAACCCAUUGGCCUUGGUCCUCUUCUUGGUACAGUUUUGCUGCCUCUCCUUUACCGACCGCAAUCGCGUUCGCGAACACGUCCACAGCAAGCAUGGUACAUCCAACAACCCUGCCCUGCCGGUGCACCACCAGAUCACACACACACACACACACACUGCUAGACUUGACCGCCGCCCCUUUACCUCACAACCUGUUCCAAACUGUUGGAUCUUGCGCUUCUUGCCAGCGGGCCAUUCAGCAGAUGAGACCGAUCUGGAUCUUGCUUACCUGCGGUUUCGACAUCAUGCCCGCCUCACCUUGGAUGAGGCCGUGCGCGGCCAUUUCAUCUCCCCGCUGAGCCAAGACAUGGGCCUUGCCCCGUUUGCCCCGCAACAGGCUGAGCGCCUUCGCAUUCUUCUUGACCGUCGCCGCAUCACCCUCUCCCCUGAAGCAACACAGCGCCUUCACGACGUCUUUGACGAGGAAAUUCGUCAACGCGAUCAAAAUACCGACCAGCACGUGGGCCGACGCAUGCUCCGCUCAGAUCUGGCCAAAGCCUCUCCUACCAUGACCGACACCCCCGCCAACACGCUGCAUAAACAGAAGAGCAAGAACAAGUGGAUGACGCCCGUGGCCCGCCGCAAGGUCGUUGUGGACAGCCAAGGGGAUGUCCGAGAAGAAAACAGCGUCUAUUCGCUCGCUGAGAUUAGGGUUGGCGCCAAUUACCAGGUGCCAGACACCUCCUACCCCAAGACCGAUCCGCAACAGAUUCCGCCCCUCAACGAUGAAGCCCAGCUGGUUUUUAGCCCACUGGAGGCCAGCGUCGAGAACAGUGAAUCUGUGCAGUACUUUUUAAAGUUUGCCAACACUUUGGGCUUUCGCUCUGCCCGUGCGUACGACGUGGAGUAUGCCCAUCACCUUUUGCAUGCAGCACAAGCCAACAAGGGCAAGAAAAAGUCCACCAGCAUGUUGUCUCUCAUGGAAGAGCUGCUUGAUGACAAAACCCAUCGCAAGCGGCCCAUUCUUCGUGACUAUCACUAUCAGCAGCCGGAUGACUGGACCAAAGCUGACCGGGACAUGUUCAUCAAGGCAUACCGUGAAUACGGCAAGCAGUUUCGUUUGAUUGCUGCACUCUUGCCCAGCAAGACGUAUACAGAUGUGAUUGAGUACUUUUUCAACUUUUUCAAGCGCACACCCGAGUACCGUACCAUCAAGCAGGAGCUGCGAGAGCGCGAACUGGAGGAGGAUCGGCGCGCGCAGCAAGAUGGUUUGGCCAGCUACCAUACCUUUGUGAUGACUAUCGCGCUACCUCAACGCUCGAUUGGCUGUCCUGGAACAAGACGCCUGGUACGUUUUCAACUGUUUGAGCGCUUCUGCAUGUUUUUUUCUUUUCGCCUGUUCGUGCCUGGGUGUGGCGGCGCAUCAGAGUCACACACGGGAAUCGCUUUAGCUCAAUUAAAGGCAAUGAGAGCCAAUCCGCCGUUUUUUGGAUCCGCCAGCAAGGGUGGGGCCAAGAAUACCGUUGGAAUCGGCAGCAGCAACAGCAGCAGCAGUCGAUCGCGCAAGCGUCCUUCGUCCUCUGGCGGCGGCGACAAGAACGCCAAGCGAAGUGCCAACGACAAGGGGGAGAAACGCAGCGUUUAUGCUUGUGACGACUGCCCUGCUGUGUUUGACUCGGCACCCAAGCUCAACGGCCAUCGUCGUAUUCAUCGUCGCAUUCCCUCACCCAAUUCGGCGGCGGCCAAAUCCAAGAGCAAAUCCAAAAACAAGAGCGGCAGCAAGAGCAAGAGCAAAAGCGGAUCCGGCACUCAAAGCACCGCAGCCGCCACAAACAAUGCUGGUAAGAGCAAGAGCAAGAGCAAAAGCAGCGGUGGCGGCGGCGGCGGCGGCAGCAGCGGCAACAACAGCAAAAGUACCACCGGGGGCAACAAGAGCAAGAGCAGCCGGAGCAGUGCCAGCAAGAACAAGAGCACAGCAGCAACCGAGUCAGCUGACACGGCCUUGGAUAAAGUCUCAACGACAAUGGACGUUGCUGCAGCCACCGCAGCAAGUGGGGCGUCACAGGAACCUGAAACCACCCUGCCAACCGAGCUUCAAGAGGCCGUGGCCACAGCACGGCAGGAGCAGCAAACGAUUCCCGUGGCCGAUACUCCACGGGUGGCGUCGCCCGAGCUGGGAAAGCCGCGGCCUUCCGAAUCCAUGUUUUUGGCCAGCGCCCCGUCAUCGAGCACCCAUCCAGCAAUGCAAGAUGUAUCAGCGCCAGCAACUGGCUCGCCAUUGAUCGCGGCAGCGCCCACGGCCAGCGAAGAGGCGACGGCAACCCAACCAAUGGCGUGA